GCAUACUGCUGACAUCACGGAGCCCUCUUUCCCUCUCCCUUUCUCCCUCUGCUUCUCCCCCUCCCUCCUCCCUCCUUGUCCCUCCUCCCUCGGCUCAAUCUCUUCCAAUCUCCUUCUUCCUCUCUUCAGUUCCUUCAGGUAAAUCCUACUCAAACUUGUACCAACUUGUUUUUGACUGACAGCGAGCAGCGAGAGACUUUUCUUCACUUUGAGAGAACCUGAACACCUAUCUUCCCCAAGACAACCUGCAUCGACCGCUCGUUUCCUCGCCGGGUCAUAGCUUCCCAUCGAGGCAGGAGUCCAGUGCAUCUGUCCCUGCAGGCAGAAGCAGAAUCCCAUGGUAGCCAGGUGGGUGAAGGAGAGCAAGGACGUCCCACCUGCCUUGAAGAAGACGCCUUCUGACCUGCUGAGGGAGUGACAAGGUGGUCCCAAUACCCUGACAAUGGACGCCAUUCACAUCAGCAUGUCCAGUGCUCCUCUGGCAAAGCACACGGCAGGAGCCGGACUCAAGAACAACAGACCCCGGGUCAUGUCCAAGAGUGGGCACAGCAACGUGAGAAUCGACAAAGUGGAUGGCAUAUACUUACUCUAUCUUCAAGACUUGUGGACAACCGUCAUUGACAUGAAGUGGAGAUACAAGCUCACCCUGUUUGCUGCCACAUUUGUGAUGACCUGGUUCCUUUUUGGAGUGAUCUACUAUGCCAUUGCAUUUAUUCAUGGUGAUUUAGAACCAAGGGAGGAUGUUUCAAAUCACACUCCCUGCAUCAUGAAAGUGGACUCUCUCACUGGAGCAUUUCUUUUCUCCCUGGAAUCCCAGACAACCAUUGGCUAUGGAGUCCGUUCCAUCACGGAGGAAUGCCCUCAUGCUAUUUUCCUGUUGGUUGCUCAGUUGGUCAUCACAACCUUGAUUGAGAUCUUCAUCACGGGCACCUUUCUGGCCAAGAUUGCCAGACCCAAAAAGCGGGCGGAGACCAUCAAGUUCAGCCACUGUGCCGUCAUCACCAAGCAGAAUGGGAAGCUCUGCUUGGUGAUUCAGGUGGCCAACAUGAGGAAGAGCCUUCUGAUUCAGUGCCAGCUCUCCGGCAAGCUCCUCCAGACCCAUGUCACUAAAGAGGGGGAACGGAUUCUUCUCAACCAAGCCACUGUCAAAUUUCACGUGGACUCCUCUUCAGAGAGCCCCUUCCUCAUUUUGCCAAUGACAUUCUACCACGUACUGGAUGAGACAAGCCCCCUGAGAGAUCUCACACCCCAAAACCUGAAGGAGAAGGAGUUUGAACUCGUGGUCCUCCUCAAUGCCACUGUGGAAUCCACCAGUGCAGUCUGCCAGAGCCGCACAUCUUAUAUUCCAGAGGAGAUCUACUGGGGCUUUGAGUUUGUGCCUGUGGUUUCUCUCUCAAAAAAUGGAAAGUACGUGGCUGAUUUCAGUCAGUUUGAACAGAUCCGAAAGAGCCCGGAUUGCACCUUCUACUGUGCGGAUUCUGAGAAGCAGAAACUUGAGGAGAAGUACAGGCAGGAAGAUCUGAGGGAAAGGGAACUAAGAACUCUUCUGUUACAACAGAGCAAUGUCUGAUGGUGGUGGUUGCCCCGGGUUUAACUCUGUGAGCUCUUUCCAUGUCGGAGCUCCCUUUGAAGACACAGGUCACUGUGCAAAUGAGAAUGUGUGGAUUCUUUCUAAAAAACUAUACAGACAUACAAAAUCCAUUUUUUCCCUUUGACCUGGCACUUAAGCAAGCAUUUCCAGUUUUGAGAAGGUCCCUUUUUAAAAGGCUUUGUCUGAAGCAAACUCUCAAAAUUCCUACUUUCUAAAAUGGGGCUAUAGUUUCAAAAACUUGGUGUAGGGCAAUUAAAAUAAUGUCAUGUCCAGUGGACAGACAUUUAGCCAUGCUGGUGUUGAAAGGAUAUGCAUUUCUAUGCAGCAUAUCAGCUAUAACUUAAGGUAUUUAUUCAAAACAAUUUUCAAAGACGUUAUGGCUGGAAGUUGAAAUGUUGUGAAAUGUGAAAUGUUGAAAGUUCAUAUCCUUUUAUGUCAUUUCUUUACAAUACCCUCUUUUCAAGCAGGAAAAUGCUAUCUUUAAUGGAGGCUAUCUGGUAACAGAGUCAAGGGGACUCUGUACUCACAAAAAAAAAUAUUUCCAUUCUUACCGGUUUUUCAUCAGAUUUAAUUGUACAGAGUGAAAUUGAACAAAUCAGGAGUUGAUAGUUCUGAAAAUAUAUACGAAUGGAGUGGACUUUUUUGUUCACAGUAAUUUUCUGUUUUCUUUUCAAAAUGUGGCGUACAACCCGCAGCCUCAGCAUCAUCCGGGAGCUAAUUAGCAGUAUCGACUCUCAGGCCCCACCCAGACUUAGAGAACCAGAGUCUGCACAUUCACGAGACCUCCUAGUCAUUUGUACACAAAUGAAAGUUUGGAGAGUGUCCACUCUGGAAGGUUUUCAAGGGAACUUUCUGAAGCCACAGCAUCCUCUGGGUCCCAAACCCACAUGGCCUCCAGACCUGUCCCUCUUUCUUCAGCUUAUUAUUACGGGCCAAUAUUGUUGUCAGUCACUCCAUUCUUUGUCUGUUAAAAUGCAUUGUUUGCCAAAGAACUGCCCCCGAUACCCCAAGAUUGAAAACAAUUUCUUGAGAGUCAUGGUUGUCUCACUCAUGCUAAGCACAUGUUUGUUGACUAUAGUGAGCACAAAAGAAAAAUGAAGUCGCAUUACAACUGGAAAUUUGCUCAGAUGUUGAGGUCUACAAGGUUGAACAGGGCCAUAAGGACCAAGAAGAGCUGAGGAAUUCAUGUACUGAUGACUCCUUGAAGCAUGAACGAAGUUUGGUAAUCUGAUGAUAUGUAAAGAACGCCCUCAGUAUCUAAAUAAAUCUCAUGCAACCGAUUGGAA
Mustela erminea (ermine) is the source of this 2877-nucleotide messenger RNA. It is a transcript of the gene KCNJ15, whose product is annotated as potassium inwardly rectifying channel subfamily J member 15. The record is from RefSeq and is a predicted model, not a curated record. Gene Ontology annotation, biological process: regulation of monoatomic ion transmembrane transport; potassium ion import across plasma membrane. The transcript is spliced from 3 exons. The coding region runs from base 443 to 1570 and encodes 375 amino acids. NCBI's taxonomy places the organism in Eukaryota, Metazoa, Chordata, Mammalia, Carnivora, Mustelidae. Gene Ontology annotation, molecular function: inward rectifier potassium channel activity. Gene Ontology annotation, cellular component: plasma membrane.